AGUAAUUCUAAAAAUUCUAAAAAUCGGACCGGUUGUGCCUUGAAGAGUUAUAGAAAAACAAUGGCGCUCCACAUUCUACUAUUGCUAUUAAUUGCGAUUCAGGCAAUUAGUGCGGAUGACAUACCACCUCGCAUUGGCUCCUUAGACGAAGAAUGGUCGAAAUUCAAGGUUCAGUACAAUAAAGUUUAUAAGAACCCUGAGGAAGAGACGAAACGGAAGGAAAUCUUUUCGAAGAACUUAGAUUUCAUUAAAGAGGUUAAUAAAAAAUAUGAUGCUUAUCAAACAUCUUUUGCACUAGGGGUGAGUGCAACUACAGAUAAGGUGUUUGAUGAAAUUGUAAUGAAAUAGAAUGGAGAGUUUAAUAAAGAUAGUUGAAAGAGAG
Molecule: messenger RNA, 382 nt
Organism: Hermetia illucens (black soldier fly)
Lineage: Eukaryota; Metazoa; Arthropoda; Insecta; Diptera; Stratiomyidae
Product: crustapain-like
Exons: 3
Coding region: 61-348 (95 amino acids)
Source: RefSeq, a predicted model, not a curated record